This is a messenger RNA of Setaria italica (foxtail millet), 1323 nucleotides long. RefSeq names its product isoflavone reductase homolog IRL. The coding region runs from base 130 to 1065 and encodes 311 amino acids. The transcript is spliced from 3 exons. Gene Ontology annotation, molecular function: oxidoreductase activity. The record is from RefSeq and is a predicted model, not a curated record. NCBI's taxonomy places the organism in Eukaryota, Viridiplantae, Streptophyta, Magnoliopsida, Poales, Poaceae.
GAGCAAGACUGCCACAAGUGAGGUGACCAGUCUCGCACUCUCGCUCCUGCAAUCUUCUUCCUCCACGGCUCCACCUCGCCAGACCACGACUGCCAUUAACCAAUCGAGGCAUCCAGUUCACGAGCCAGGAUGGCGUCGGAGAAGAGCAAGAUCCUGGUGGUCGGCGCCACGGGGUACCUGGGCAGGCACGUCGUCGCGGCGAGCGCGCGGCUGGGCCACCCGACCUUGGCGCUCGUCAGGGACACGGCGCCCUCCGACGCGGCCAAGACGGCGCUGCUCAAGAGCUUCCAGGACGCCGGCGUCACGCUCCUCAAGGGCGACCUGGGCGACCACGCCAGCUUGGUGAGCGCCGUCAAGGCCGCGGAUGUGGUCAUCUCCACGGUCGGGGUGCGGCAGAUCGCCGACCAGACCAGGCUCAUCGACGCCAUCAAGGAGACCGGCAACGUCAAGAGGUUCUUCCCAUCGGAGUUCGGCCUGGACGCCGACCGCUCGGGCGCCGUGGAGCCGAUCAGGUCCCUGAUCAUCAACCCCAAGGCGGCGGUCCGCCGCGCCGUCGAGGCCGCCGGCGUCCCCUACACGUACGCGUGGACGGGCUACUUCUUCGGCUACGGGCUGCCCGGCAUCGGGCAGGUCCUGUCCCAGUCACCACCCGUCGAAGAGCCCGCCGUCGUCCUCGGAGACGGCGGCAGCAAGGUGUCCUACGUCGACGAGGUGGACAUCGGGACGUACACGGUGAUGGCCGCCGACGACCCGCGCGCCGAGAACAGGACGCUGUACAUCAGGCCGCCGGCCAACACGCUGUCGCACAACGAGCUCCUGGCGGUCUGGGAGAGGAAGACCGGCAGGGCGUUCGAGCGGGUGCAUCUCGACGAGGACGCCGUGCUCAAGCAGAUCCAAGAAGAUCCGAUCCCGCUGAACAGCAUCCUACUGUCAAUCGGGCACGCGGUGCACAUCAAGGGGGAACACGAGUUCGAGAUCGACCCAUCGUCAGGGGUGGACGCAAGCGAGCUGUACCCCGACGUCAAGUACACCCCGGUCGACGAGUACCUCAACAGGUUGCUCUGAGUCGUUUGAUACGCGCUUUCGCAGGUCUUGACCGAGAGUGCGCAGGGAUCAACUGAUCAUGCGUCAGUAGUCACCGGUUACGCUCAUGUAUGCUGUGCUGUGACUGUGAGUUGUAUAUAUAUGUACACGGAUGAACAGAUGCGAUGCCUCUGUCAAUUGAGAGGCUCUACGAAGUCAUCUCAAGAGCUUAGCAACUCGCUCUGAACCAACAUAGGGUGAUAAUAACGAGGAAAAAUGAGUUAUUCUCUUUUAUUUUAA